Messenger RNA from Raphanus sativus (radish), 2090 nucleotides. RefSeq lists its product as uncharacterized. NCBI's taxonomy places the organism in Eukaryota, Viridiplantae, Streptophyta, Magnoliopsida, Brassicales, Brassicaceae. Bases 231 to 1865 code for a protein of 544 amino acids. Gene Ontology annotation, molecular function: DNA binding. The record is from RefSeq and is a predicted model, not a curated record. The transcript has 7 exons.
UGGUUGCUGCGUGAAAGCCAGACAAAAGUAUCUUGGUCGAAGUUUCGCUAUUUUGUGUGGCUUAUCCUUUGUCUGUCUGUCUUCAAACCCCCUCUUCCUCUCUAUACAACAGAGGAACAUAAAUCUCUUACUUACGUGUUGUUUCAAAAUAAUCUUACAAUAGAGCUCUGGUUGUGUCGCGAAGAACAGAGAGAGAGUUACGAGUUUCUCCUGGUCUGAAUGAGCUCCCAAUGCCUUCGUUAGAUAUUGCUACGAUCCAACCUUCCUUGCAAGCUCAUCUUGUUCCAUUGGGGGCUCAGAGUAUCAUCCAUGCCAAAACCCUACCUAAUCCAUGGAGACACACCACUUUCUCCAAGAGUCUGAAAUUUUACACAGGCCAUCUUCAUGUACCAACAAGAGGCAGACUCAUUAUUACUGCAGUGGCUACUGUUGAAACCAAAUAUCCUCCCGCUCAGACAGAACACCAACAAAGCUACUCCUUGUCUUCUUCUGAUGAUGCUUCAAAACCCUCUGACGGUCUUAAUGGAAGUUCUGACGAUGGAGAAGAGGUGGAUGACAGAGAAAGGCUAAGGAGGAUGAGGAUCUCUAAGGCUAAUAGAGGGAACACUCCUUGGAACAAAGGCAGGAAGCAUAGUCCAGAGACCCUACAGAAGAUUAGAGAAAGGACAAAGAUUGCAAUGCAAGACCCUAAGAUCAAGAUGAAGUUAUCAAAUCUCGGACACGCACAAAACGAGGAGACACGGUUGAAGAUUGGGGAGGGAGUGAGGAUGCGAUGGGCAAGGAGGAAGGAGAGGAGAAAAGUGCAGGAGACAUGUCACUUCGAGUGGCAAAACUUGUUAGCAGAAGCUGCUAGAAAAGGACACACAACAGACGAACAAGAGUUUCAGUGGGAUUCUUACAAGAUCUUGGACCAGCAGAAUCAGCUGGAAUGGCUUGAAAGUAUAGAGCAGAGGAAAGCCGUUAGAGCAGCUAAAGGCAACAGAAGAGCUCCAAAAUCUCCCGAACAGAGGAGGAGAAUCGCUGAAGCCAUAGCUGCUAAAUGGGCUGAUCCAGCUUACCGUGAAAGGGUUUGCUCUGGCUUGGCGAAAUACCACGGUAUACCUGAAGGUGCUGAGAGGCGACGUAGAAGACCAAGUGGGACUGGAGAGCCUAGAAAGAAGAAUCCUACAAAUAAAACUACAAGAGUUUCAGAGACUGUACGCAAAGUUCAAGUAGUGAAAGUAAGGAAGCGGAGAGGACCUGUGUAUAAAGAUCCUUUGGCUAGUUCAAAGCUGGAGAUGAUAAAAAGCAUCAGAGCAAAAAGAGUUGCUGAAGAAUCUAAGAAGAUGGAUGCUGUGCAACAAGCAAGGCUUUUGAUCUCUGAAGCUGAGAAAGCUGCUAAGGUUCUUGAGGUUGCUGCUAUGACAAGCCCUGUGGCUCAAGCAUCUUUGUUAGAGAGUAAAAAGCUUAUAGCAGAAGCAACGCAGCUGAUUGAAUCUUUAGAAAUUAGCCAGGCAUCUUCAGAUGAAGAUGGGACUCACCAUCAGCCUAAUACCGAAGAUUCAAAUGAUCAAGAAGAGCCAGGAGAAGUGAACGGAACACACACAUUACCACCAAUCAAUGGAGAGAGUCUUCACUUGAGCUUGAGGUGUAGUGAUUUGCCGACAUUCAACAUACAAGGUACCACCACACUUGGGGUGAUUCAACAGCCAAACGGAACAAGAGUUGAUCCUCCUCCACCAGAGUCUAAUGGAGCUAUCAGACUUCCAAAUGGUUCUCAUGCUUGCCGUGGAGUGGAUGAAAAGGCGGAAGAAUCUUUGGAAUCAGGGAAUGUAACUAAGAAGUGGGUUCGUGGAAGGCUCGUAGAAGUCACAGAAGCAGCCUAAACUUGUUUUUUUUUUCCAAGUGGACAUGAGGUGAUUGAUGUUGUAGAGGUUUAGCAGAGAAAAAAAAAAUUGUUCAAUUAGUGAUUCGAAGUUUUGGCUUCUUGUUUGGUCUUAUGCGUGAGAGAAGCAGUUUCCAGUUUGAGAUGUGGCAGUUGUAUCUAUAAUAACUCAAUUGUAUGUCAGAGUUUCAGCUUAGUAAACAAUUAUCCAUAGCUUUUGCAUCUA